This is a messenger RNA of Aspergillus versicolor CBS 583.65, 987 nucleotides long. Its product is annotated as alpha/beta fold hydrolase. NCBI's taxonomy places the organism in Eukaryota, Fungi, Ascomycota, Eurotiomycetes, Eurotiales, Aspergillaceae. Gene Ontology annotation, molecular function: catalytic activity. The transcript has a single exon. The record is from RefSeq and is a predicted model, not a curated record. Bases 9 to 896 code for a protein of 295 amino acids.
CCUUAAUCAUGUCUGUGUAUUUUGAAACUGCCCCCGACACCACUCUGCACAUUCGCAUAACCCAACCAGACACCAGCACCACAAAACCUCUCCUUGUCUUCCUCCACUACUGGGGCGGCUCCUCUGCGACAUGGCACAAAGUGACCUCGGCCUCGUCCCCAACUUCUCUGUCUUCACAGUAUCCAACAGUCGCUAUCGACCUACGAGGAUGGGGCUCCUCCACCGGCCCGUCAGAGGACACGGGAAGGUCGUAUGCGGUUGUCAAUAUGGCCGCUGACGUAGCCUCAGUGCUCUCACAGCUGAAGGACGACGCACAGUACCGAGGGCUCCUCGCCCACGGCUUUGUCCUUGUCGGCCAUUCAAUGGGCGGGAAGGUCGCGGUGGCCACUUUAUCCACUCUGCCUACCAACCUGCUGAAACUGUUGAGGGGUUUCGUACUCGUUGCGCCCGCGCCGCCGACCACACUUGUUCUCCCGCCCGAUAUGAAAGAGCAGCAGAAGGUCGCGUAUGAGUCGGCGGAUUCUGUCCGGUGGACGGUCACGAAUGUUCUUACCGAUGUGCAGAAUCUGGACCAUGAUGACGUGGAGCUCAUCGUGCGCGAUAGCUUAAGAGGGACUCUUCUGGCGAAGGAAGCUUGGCCGGCGUAUGGGAUGGAGCAGAAUAUUAGCCACGAUGUGAAGGUGGCUCUUCUUGGCCCUCUGGCGAAGACAAUCAAGGUCCACAUUCUCGCUGGAGAGCUCGAUUUAGUUGAGCCCAGAGAAAGACUUCAAACCCAAGUUUGCCGGUUUCUGGAGGAUGCUGGGGUUCGGGUUUCGUUUAGGGUUCUACCAGGUGUAAGGCAUCUAAUUCCUCUCGAAGCCCCGGAGGCAAUCGUUGAAGAAGUUUCCCAUUUCUAGAUAACGGCUCUAUUUACUAGGUGCUAGCCAACAUCUACCAAGUACCAAUCUGCUGUACUCAAUUAAUUAGUAUACUUAACGACCGCCUUCC